Oncorhynchus kisutch (coho salmon) is the source of this 786-nucleotide messenger RNA. Its product is annotated as arginyl-tRNA--protein transferase 1-like. Gene Ontology annotation, cellular component: cytoplasm. The record is from RefSeq and is a predicted model, not a curated record. Gene Ontology annotation, biological process: protein arginylation. NCBI's taxonomy places the organism in Eukaryota, Metazoa, Chordata, Actinopteri, Salmoniformes, Salmonidae. Gene Ontology annotation, molecular function: arginyl-tRNA--protein transferase activity. Bases 1 to 786 code for a protein of 261 amino acids. The transcript is spliced from 6 exons.
AUGGAUCGUCACCGGAGGCUUCGGACGGUGGAUCGUUGCCGGAGGAACCGGACCGCGGAGACGCCUACGGACGGUCCAGAGGUGGGCCACAGUUCCUUCCACCAGCAAUACUGGCUGGACGGCCGCAUUGUGGCAGUUGGGGUAGUGGACAUCCUGCCCACUUGCGUGUCCUCCGUCUACCUGUACUACCACCCCGACUUCGCCUCUCUAUCGCUGGGCUCCUACUCUGCACUCAAGGAGGUCACCUUCACCGGGCAUCUCCAGAAAGUGUCCCCCAAGCUGUGCUACUACUACCUGAGCUUCUAUAUCCACUCCUGCCCCAAGAUGCGAUACAAGGGGCAGUACCAGCCUUCAGACCUCCUGUGCCCAGAGACGUAUGUCUUUGUGCCCAUAGAGAGCUGCAUCCCAAGCCUGGAGAAGACCCACUACACCCGCUUCAACCAGGAACCUGACGCAGGUAAUGAACACAGCUCCCUACUUUUAAUGCAGCUCCUCAAGGUUCUGGCCUUCACAAUAGCGUCAGUGCAUUACCCUGAUGGCUGUCUGGAGCCGGGCCCUGCCUCAGCUGGCUGGGAGUCCCAGGACCAGGCCUCAUCUUUCGGCUGGGACACGGGCGAGAUGAGGCUGUGGUGCAAUAGGCCUGGAGGUGGAGAUGGGUGUCUGGAGCCAGACCUUGCCUCUUCUUGCUGUGAGGCCCAGGAUCUUGGUUCUGGGAGCCAGGGUCGUGGUGCCGUGGGCCUGGAGGGUGGCUCUGGGGGCCAGAAAGGGGGAGAAGAUCGAGAGUGA